This is a messenger RNA of Mercurialis annua (annual mercury), 2279 nucleotides long. RefSeq names its product protein MAIN-LIKE 1-like. Bases 521 to 2185 code for a protein of 554 amino acids. The transcript has 6 exons. NCBI's taxonomy places the organism in Eukaryota, Viridiplantae, Streptophyta, Magnoliopsida, Malpighiales, Euphorbiaceae. The record is from RefSeq and is a predicted model, not a curated record. Gene Ontology annotation, biological process: meristem maintenance; meristem development.
CCAAUUUCCCUCCACUGCAUAAUUGCAAAGAAUUUAUUUGUUCAAAAGGAGCCGUAAAUAAAUUUCUAACCCUAACACCGCCCUGCUUGUGAUCUUGCACCACCGCUGCUUGGUUGUACCGGGGUUGCUUCUGAUUAGCCACCGGCGCGCUUCUUGUCUUGUUUUAACGCUGUUACUGCUUCUUGCUGGAGUUUUGCUGCUGCCUUGGCGCUGCUACUGAGUAUCAGUUUGACCGGUUCAAACCCAUUCAGAUCAUCAAAAGCAUUCAAACCCAGUCUAACCAGGUUUUCUGAUUCUUGGCGAAUACUGAAAUGAAUUAAGAUAAUUGCAGAGUAGAGGACCUGGUAGAGAAAAAAAUCUACCGACUGUUUGACAACUACAGUUAGAUCUGGAUAUUGAGGGGUCGGGACCUCGACACGGCCGAUCUCGUUGUGUGAACGCCUCAGCACGACGCCAGAGACAGCAGAUAGAGACUAGUACUGUUGAGAGACCUGGUGGGAUAGAUGAGAUUUGGAGUGAUAUGUUGAUGGAUGAUGAUCUGGACAGUUCGGAGGAGUCAGGACGCCUCAUAGUUUCUCGACGGAGGCAGGGGAGAGAUGGACGGUUUGUUGCUGAAUCGUCAUCACGUUCGAGCAAACGACAUGAAACAGAUGCUGCUGAUGUUUGGACUGUUAGUGGGCCAGUGCCAGGUGGACCUCAUGACGGCAGUGUGAUUCCCAGUUUUCUUGGACAUAUUGCUUUGGGGAUAUGGAAAGGGGAGGACAGAGGCAUACUGAAGUGCCAGAAUAGACAUACAGCUUGUAGGAAGCUGAAAGAGUGGUAUACGAGUACCUCAGACGAGGUUAGGCAUAUGAUAGACAAGACUGGUUUGGCACAUCUCCCGGAUACUAUGUUCGCUCACUUAGAUGUUCCACUUAUAUCUGCAUUUGUUGAGCGAUGGCAGCCUGAUACUAGCUCCUUUCACUUGCCGUUCGGGGAGAUGACUAUUACGCUGCAUGAUGUGUGGCAUAUUCUCCAUAUACCAGUCGAGGGAGAUUUAAUUUCUGGUGAUCCUGAUAGACUUCAGCUCCAGGCUGCUUGUGCAAAGAUUUUAGGUAUUAGUACAGAGAGACUAUUAGAUGAGGGAAUGAAGCAUUUGGCUCAGGGAGGGAUUUUGAUUGACUCGGUGAUCAAUUUGUGCGGUUGGAGUCGGGGUCGGACAACUGAGAUUGAGGCCAUAGCAUGGAUUUGGCUAACUCUAGGCUGCACCUUGUUUGUUGAUAAGAGUGGACACAGAAUUAGACCGGCAUGCCUUUGGGAGGUGAGAGAUGGAUUGACAGAUGCGUCUUCUUACUCGUGGGGCUCCGCUACACUGGCGUACUUGUACCGUCAGCUAGGAGUGGCUUCCAGAGGAGAUUGUCAUGGUUUGUCUGGAUGCAUGACAUUACUCCAGACAUGGAUUUAUGAGUACUUUCCAUGCUUUCGACCUCAGCGAGAGCGGAUGAUUAUCGGUGUCGAGAUUCCUCGAGCUUGCAGUUGGAGCGUAUCAGUUACAGAGAACGCGGAUAGCCGGCUUCAGGCGUUGCGUGUCCGUAUAGACCAGCUAACUGCGGAUGAGGUGGCGUGGCUGCCUUUUGGUGUCGACCCUGCUAUCACUGUUCAGAGGACUGCAUACAUUGGUUGGAUACGGCACAGGGACAUUUUAGAGCCAUACAUGCCUAGCAGGGUUUUGCGUCAGCUCGGUUAUGUGCAGAACAUACCGCCUCCUAUUUUACGGCCCAUGAAGGCUGUCAGGUCGUGGAGAUCGCUUAAGUACGCGGUGGAGAUGCCUGACGUUGUUGCGAGUGACAGUUGGCGUACUUUUCCUUACAGUUACAUACUUCCUUUCACGUGCUUCGAACGAGUGACUGUUAUUCCUGGAGCAUGUGUUCCACAGUACAUGGAGUGGUAUGCCCGAUAUUCGCAUCCUCGACUUCUUAACAUUGAUGUAGCAGCUCCACGAAGUCGUCCUUCUCGUUCCAACAAUGAUUAUUGGGUUACUCGUAUGACUAGCUUGAGCCAGAAAUAUAUCGCCGGUGUCAGUACGAUUAUUGCGCAGCAUAGUGAGCAUUGCAGGGUAGAUGGCAUUGUGGAGUUGGAGCAGCUGACAGCUGAGCAUGCCUCUGAGUUGAAGCAAGCCAUGGAAGAGUGGCGGUUGGCUGAUUAAGAUUGUUGUAUUUUAUACUCUGUUAUGUAUUAUAUUUUUUUUUAUUGUACUAUGUUAAAUAUUAUGUUUUUUGUUAUGUAUUUUGUAUUACAUA